AUGCGGGCGCUGUCUGAUCGGACGCAGGAACGUUGGGAACGCGAAGAACGCCUCACACAGGACUUUCACAGGAUGGAAGAAGAGGUUAAGCUCUGGAAGAACCGCUACGCAAAGACGAAAACACGACUACAACAUCUACGAUCCCCCUCACUUGGGCUUCCAGGACAUUACAUCCAAGAUGUCGCAACCAUUACCGCAAGGGAAAACGACGUCAGCCAUCCAGAUGGACUAGUCAACGAUGUCCACCUUACCAAAUUCCAAAUAUCCAUCGACGAGCUCUUGCGCACCGCACGCAUGGCAGAUCCAGCACAUGUUCUCGAGCAGAUGAAAGCCGUCGUCUUCGCUGUCCGCCAUAUAACUCAAGACGUCGAAACUGCCCAGUCAAUUGGGAAAGCAGAUGAUCAGCAAACACCAUCAUCACACAUUCGCUCCCGUGCCAAAAUCCGCGUCUCAGCCACAGCAAACAACCUUAUCACCGCCUCCAAGGACUUCGCAAACAGCAAUGGGAUAUCCCCCGUAUCUCUUCUGGACGCAGCAGCCUCACAUCUCUCAGCCGCAAUUGUCGAACUGGUCCGUAUCGUCAAGGUUCGCCCGACUCCCGCAGAUGAGCUUGAAGUCGAUGAUGGUGUUGGGGAUGGUGAUGAUCUGGACGCCAUAAUGCAGUCACCUACCUACUUCAGCGUCCCGUCUAGCCUGGACAGGUUGAGUGGGAAUGAAUCUGUGUACAGCGCUAUUAGCUCGCCGCAUUCUGCGCAGCAUUCGCGGAUGGCAUCAGCGGCUUCUGGUGCGGGGGAACAUAUGCAGAUGCACCGGAAGACGUUUUCGAAUGGGCAAAUGCUUGAGAAGACUGGGCUUGGUAUAGAGGAGGUGGAUGGGGAGUUAGAGGAGCUUAGGGUAAGUAUAUAA
Messenger RNA from Paracoccidioides lutzii Pb01, 906 nucleotides. RefSeq lists its product as hypothetical. The transcript has a single exon. Gene Ontology annotation, cellular component: actomyosin contractile ring; cell cortex of growing cell tip. Gene Ontology annotation, molecular function: MAP kinase scaffold activity. The record is from RefSeq and is a predicted model, not a curated record. Bases 1 to 906 code for a protein of 301 amino acids.